AUCAUCAAACAUGUUGACGUAUAUAUCCUGCCACUGCCAGUAUUGUCUUUUUUCAACACCCCACCUCCGAUUUUUUCAUUCUCCUUUUUUUCUUUUUUCUUUUUUUGUUUAAGAUAUUGCGUGUGGUAAGUUGGUGCUGGGCAAGCGAAUACAAAAUUCAACAUUUGUUCGAAUUAAAUUAUGCGGAGAACUUCCUAUAAGCCAUUGCUAAAUGCUUUUAUUGUCAGAAAGUUAAUCUGUUCUGUUUCAAUCAGUGGCAAAUGCAGGAUUUUUCUAAGCAUUGUCACUAUUGUCACAAUUUGGUUCAAUUUUUAAAUGUGGUCAGGUCUAAGACUUUGUUGGUUUCCGAUUCCAAAUUGAUAUUUAUUUUGAAUUUUUUCAAUUGUGUUGGCUUACUAUAUACACAAAAUUAUACAUAUUGUAUUUACCUGCACAUAUAGGAAAGUUUUCAAUGAUACAUCUUACCAGAGGGUGUCUCUGCCUUUAUGUGUUUGAUAAUAUGUGUAAUUGGUCACACUUGUUAAGUUUCUAACAUCUUUCAUUCACUGACAGCAACUUGUUACACCUGAUUUCUUCAAAAACUCCUACACAAAAUGGUUCUUCCGAAUGAUAUUGAUUUGUUUAACCCUCCUGGUGAGCUUGGGACAAAUAAACAUAAGCUAAAGUUUUUAAUCCAAAGAACUACUUGUUUUGUGGAAAAGAAAUGUCAAGGCUGCUACAAUGUGACUAUAGUUCACGAUCGUCAUCAAUCAGUUGUUCUAUGCGGCCAUUGCCAAGAUGUGGUUGGCCGACCAACCGGUGGGCGAAUUAAGCCUACAGAAGGUCACUGUGUUAGGGCUAAAAAAGAAAGCUAAGAUGGUCAUUUAAUUUGCCUGACAUUGGCUAUAGUUGGUUUAGACUUUAGAACUGCCAAGUUGAUCUAGGUACUCAAAGGAUAUGUUAUUCAACAGAUUAGGUUUUUCGUUUACUCUGUUUCUUUUGAGAAAAACUAUGAAUAGUUUGGCUAUGAUAUUACUCUGUUACUGCAAUUUGAAGAGGUUAAUCUUCUUGGCCUGGCUUCAAUUUUGUCCUUGUGAAAAUCCAAGCAUGAAGUUUUACAUGGUACUGUUUACUGUUGUAGAGGAAAAUACAGUAAAAACCUGUUAUAUCCAGUUAAAUUGCACCGCUAGUCAUGUAUGAUUCUUUUAUAUUGUCAGAGUAUAUAACUUAAAUCCUUUGUGGAACCGUUCAAUUUUGGCUGUAGAUUCAACAAGCACCACGAAACUGCAGAACACUUUGCUUUGUCAAUGGAUAAAUUAGGAAAGUAAUUAAGAACACAGACUGAAUUUCUUGAUAAGAAGGCAUUGCCUCCAACACAAUUAAUAGCAAUGCAACAAACUGAACAAGGACAUUCGGUUAAACAGUAGUUCAAUCCAAAACUAAAAGACUAGCAUGACAUACAUGUGAAACUUGAAAACCCCAACUUAUCCAUGAUGGAGAAGUAAGAUGAUAAAACAAGA
Lycium ferocissimum is the source of this 1499-nucleotide messenger RNA. Its product is annotated as small ribosomal subunit protein eS27z-like. Bases 594 to 854 code for a protein of 86 amino acids. Gene Ontology annotation, molecular function: structural constituent of ribosome; RNA binding. Gene Ontology annotation, biological process: translation; ribosomal small subunit assembly. NCBI's taxonomy places the organism in Eukaryota, Viridiplantae, Streptophyta, Magnoliopsida, Solanales, Solanaceae. Gene Ontology annotation, cellular component: cytosolic small ribosomal subunit; ribosome. The transcript is spliced from 4 exons. The record is from RefSeq and is a predicted model, not a curated record.